CACACACACACACACACACGCACAGCUGCUCGGAACCAUGACAGAAGAUGACGGAUACAGUUGUCGCGGAGGGACAUGUAAAGUUUAGAGAUGGAAAAAAGUGGAAGACUCGGUGUGUCGUCCUUCGGAAGCCGUCUCCGGUCGCGGACUGCCUCUCUCUGCUGGUGUACAAGGAGAGGAAGAAAGGGAAGGAGAAGACCAGCGGCCUCAAGGAGAGCCUCAAUGUAACACUGGAGGGGAUCUGUGGCGUGGAGCCGGGGCCCGGGUACGACGGGGUCUCCUACACCCUCUCCAUCCUCUGUCUGGCACACACCCUGGUCCUGGGCUUCAGCAGCCGGGACGCCCUGCUGGCCUGGGACGCUCACGUCCGCUACAGCCUGGGAGAAGUCCACAGGUUCAGUGUCAGCGUGGAGCCGGGGACCAAGCUGGAGAGCGGCCCCGCCUCCCUCCACCUGUGCAACGACCUGCUGGUCGUGACCAGAGGCGUCCCGCCCGUCGCCGUCGGCCACUGGAAGCUGUCCGCGCUGCGUCGGUACGGCGCCGUGACAAACGGCUUCGUAUUCGAGGGCGGCACUCGCUGCGGAUUCUGGGCCGGUGUUUUCUUCCUGUCGUGUGCCGAGGGAGAGCAGAUCAGCUUCCUGUUUGACUGCGUCAUCAGGGGCGUGGCCUCCGGGAGGACGCCGCGUGGCCAGCGACCCGCCCUGCCAGAGCCCGGCGCUGACCCUGAGUCCGCCGAGCGGCGCAUCAGUCAGGAGGCGUGGGCGCUGGAGAAGAGGCUCAGCGUGUUGUCUCAGAGCAGCGGCGCUUCCGCUUACAGCUACGGCACAUCUGUUGCCGGGGACGACCGAAGCGGCGCCUCCAGCUCCUCCUCCGGCCAAUCGGAGGCGAGCUACGGGAGCAGACUUCCGCUGUGGGCGGAGCCGCUGGCCAAACAGCGCCUGCACCGCGACGCGGCCUCCUCCAGCUCCUCCACGCCGAAGGCCCUGGCGAGCUCCGACGACCGGCUCUACGCCGCGGUGACGGGGAGCUCGGGGGCGCGGCCGUCCUCCGCCCGGCCGCACGCUCGCCGUCUCCACGACGGCGGGCGGCAGAGCUCGCCGGACAGCGGCAUCGGGAUCGCGCCGGCGGGCAGCCGGUCGUCGUGUUCCGGGAGCUUCUCCUCGUGCACCGGGAGUCUGGACGCGGCCAGCCAGGGAGGGGAGGCGGAGUUUGGCUCUGUGGCCAGCCUACCUUCUUCACCUCCUCCUCCUCCUCCUCUUCCUCUUCCUUCUCAGUCCACACUCACCCCGGAUCGCAGCGGAGAGUAUCAAACUCCCGGCCCGCUGAGACCGCAGUACGACACCCCGAGGAGUCUGCUCAAGACCCCGGGCCCGGGGGAACCGGCCCACCACGGAGGCCCGGCGGGGGUCGGUGGGGACGGGCGGGGUAGUCAUGGAGACAGACCCUGGGCUCAGCAUCAGGGCGCCACGCUGUGCUGGAGGGCGCCCCCUGUGGACAGCGAGGGGGGGUCCACACCUCGACCCCUUCUGACCCCCGGAGGCGUCGUGUGUGGAGAAACUCAGUGCGGUGUCGGUUUGGACUACGUGACCCCGGAGCAGUGGCGGGCGGCGAGGGACCGCGGCGUCGCCCGGGGCGUCAUCUCUCCAUCGGGCCGACCCCCACCUGCAGAGCCUCGAGAGGAUCAGGACGAAGCCGGUCUGAGGAGGGCCAAGUCCUGCUUGCCGCCCUCGGCCCCGCCCCCUUUUGCACUCGGCACGCAGAGGCCGACGUCAGCCUGCGGUAAGCCGAUCACAGAACGUCUCUUUUCAGGUUUCUUCCGGUCUGCGGCGCUGGACACUCGGCUCCAUCAGGACCGCCCGACGAAUUACGCCAACGUUCGCGUCGGCGCCCGACCGUCUCCGGGGGAACUCGUCCUCGCCGGGACCGGCUCGGCCUCCAGAGACGCCGGCGCCAUCGGCCACGCCCACCUCGACGUCACUGCCAUGGAAACGGCUCGGAGGAGAGGGGGCGGAGCCUGUUCGGGGCAGCGGGGACCGGCGGACUCGUCCGGAGAGCGCCGAGGGCCGCCGGGCUGACUCGGCAAAACUCGACUGACACGUCGACGGAGUUCUCGUCGUUGAUUCUCUUCCAUCUCCGAAAAAAUAUGAUUACGUGCUUAAUUGCGGUUCAUAGCGAUCAUUUGUAAUGUUUAAAAACUCGAAGGGUGAUAAAUGACCUUCGUCGUGAGGUCGUUGCACUGAAUGCUGAUCACAGGUAUGAAAACAAAAGAAGAAUUGACAACAGCUGGAAUGUUUGGACAUUUACAUUUUCCCGGACACUAUUUGUAGCAUUAAAUUAUAGUUUAAAAUUAAAUGAUAUUAAUCGUGGGCCACAUGGAGCGUUAUUCACCACCGUAAUCAAUCAGUCUGAUCAGUAUUGAUGGAUGGGAAACCACAUUGUCACCUCCCUUUAGAUGUGAUCAGGAGUAGAAACACACGCAGCCCGUUGAUGUUUCUAGUAUUUGUAAAUAAUAACUUUUUAAUCUAUGCCAAGACAGAUGUCAAACUAUGUUUUUUUAAAUAUGCCUGUCUGUUGUUGUAUUCUUGCACAUUAAAGAGAUUGCCGUUUA
Messenger RNA from Pseudoliparis swirei, 2608 nucleotides. Its product is annotated as protein Dok-7-like. Gene Ontology annotation, biological process: neuromuscular junction development; positive regulation of protein tyrosine kinase activity. Gene Ontology annotation, molecular function: protein kinase binding. Lineage: Eukaryota; Metazoa; Chordata; Actinopteri; Perciformes; Liparidae. The record is from RefSeq and is a predicted model, not a curated record. Bases 48 to 2075 code for a protein of 675 amino acids. The transcript has 13 exons.